GGCGGGGCGGGGGCGGGGCCCGAGCCCGCGAACAUGGCGAAGACCUACGACUACCUGUUCAAGCUGCUGCUGAUCGGGGACUCGGGCGUGGGCAAGACCUGCGCGCUCUUCCGCUUCUCCGAGGACGCCUUCAACGCCACCUUCAUCUCCACCAUCGGUAUUGACUUUAAAAUUAGGACGAUAGAGCUCGAUGGCAAGAGAAUCAAACUGCAGAUCUGGGACACGGCCGGGCAGGAGCGAUUCCGGACCAUCACCACCGCCUACUACAGGGGAGCCAUGGGCAUCAUGUUAGUGUACGACAUCACCAAUGAAAAGUCUUUUGAAAAUAUUCGGAACUGGGUCAGGAAUAUUGAAGAGCACGCGUCUCCAGACGUUGAAAAAAUGAUCCUGGGCAACAAAUGUGACGCAAACGACAAAAGACAAGUUUCUAGAGAGCAAGGGGAGAAGCUCGCUGCAAGCUUUGGGAUUAAAUUCAUGGAGACCAGUGCAAAAGCAAAUAUAAACAUAGAGAAUGCAUUUUUCACUCUUGCAAGAGAUAUCAAAGCAAAAAUGGACAAGAAGUUGGAAGGCAAUAGCCCACAAGGCAGCAACCAGGGAGUCAAAAUCACACCAGACCAGCAAAAGAAAAGCAGCUUUUUCCGAUGUGUUCUUCUGUGAGGGACACGGCCUUAACCUGAGCUGGACUGUGCCUGUGCUGAGUGAGGUUUCCUCUGUCUGUGGACUUAGUGCUCCCAACAAACCUUGUCUGGUCACAAGAAACCCUGUGACCAUCUGAAUAAGAAAUGGUUUAUUUUGGUAAUUGUUUGACUCUUCAGUUUUGGAGAUGAAACAAGUGUAUUUUUGCCAGCUCGCCGCCGGGCGCGUGUGCUGUGUGCAGAGGGGGAACAGAUCCCACGUGGCCCGGGGAUGCAGCACCUUUGCUGCCAGACUGCAACCUUUGUGUCCAUAACUCUCAUGUAUCCAGUGGAGAAGGAUGAAGUUAUGAUCAAAACAAGACCCAGAAAUGCCCAUGUGAAUAAAGUCCAGGUGUGUGUACAUGGUACAUGUGCAUAUCCAGGCUGGAGCUGCACAAGGAACGGUGGCAUCAGACCAUCCCAGAAAUGCCCCCGGGGGAGCAGUGCAGGCUGGGGCUUUCUCAGGAGGUAGGAGGGAGCUUUCUGCAGCUCCACCUCUUUGCUACUGCAGAGAAGCUCCUUUGCCUGUCACUUACUCAGUUGUGUUACUCUUGACAAUCCACAAGUACAAUUGACGUUUAAAAAAAAAUCCUCCUCAAAGGAAUCUCUAUUUUUUUAAAAAGCCAAAGUGAUGUAAAUAUAAUGGAUCCUUACCAUCAGGAAUUUAUCCACAUUAGACUUGAUUGAUUAAUUAAGUACUCCAGAUGUUUAGAUGUGUUUGACAGGAGCUGAUGGCUGCAGCGAGUCCUGGGCAGGUGAUCUGUCAUCUGUUCUUGGAGAACCAGGUCAGGGUCAGGCAGGGACACUUACACCAAAUUUGUCACCUUACAAUGGGCAACUUUUCCACUCUCCAGCUGGGAAUGACCCCAGAUCUGUCAUGAAGUAGUAACUAGUUUGAAGUAGUGACCAGGAGCUGCCACACUGCUCCCCGUGGUGUGUUCCCAUGCACACUCGCUCACAUAUGCAAACAAAUGCUGCACAUCCCCUUUCCAAACACAGACUCCUUCCCACUGACCUUGCCUUGCUGGGUGUCCCAGUGCAGAUGUCAGGUAGCAACAACCCCUGUCACUGCAAACGACACCAGUCCUCCCAGGAACAGGCUGGGAACUCAUUCCCACCAACCCAUCCAUGACAUGGCUGUGUGUGAAAUGCAGGAGCCACGUUCAGCCCCUGCCAGGCCGGGGGCUGCAGCUCUGAGCUCAGUUCUCCUGCCUAAAGGAGCCAGUGAGAGCAUCUGCUGCUGAGUAUUGCAGUGAUGGUGUGUUUGAUCCCAGCAAACUCCCAGCUGUGUCCUGCAGCUCACUGGGGCUGUAACAUGCUUCGUUUACAUUGACAACUGCACUUAAGGGUAGAAUUGAAGUUGAUUUUAAAGUUGUUGAAUUUACUCACCGGUUUUGUUUUCUUCCAAGUUUGUGGUGGUAAUCUCUGGCCUCAGAGUAGCACUGGUAAGUGUUACUGUAGUUAAAGAUCUAUCAUAAUUACAGAUCUGUUCAUAAUUAACAUUAUAAAUCUGCAGCCUGCUACUGGGUUCAACAGGAAUGCUGCCUGUUCCUCUGAAAUGGAAAAAGGAUAUUUCACUGUGUACGUUACUGGUUUAUAAAAAUGCAUUUUAGAUUCUACCAACCUUUUUUUAAUAGCAGAUUGCAACAAGCUCUGUCAUGAUUAAAGCUUUCCUCUAACCAGGACCUUAUGAGGGUUUGGUUUUUUUGUUUACUUGUGGCUUUUUAGCAGCAGGACUUGGUGAUUGUGCACCGUAGUGGAUUUACACACAGAUGUAUUUGUAGGAUAAAAUCACUGAAGCCUCACUGAAGAGGCUUCCACUGUGGUUCAGAGUGUAGUUAACCCAGAGCUGUAGCUUGGACGAGCAGCAUCUCUGUCUUGAGAUAAGGAUGGUUUUAAAGAGAGAGUUUGUGCUUCAAGAAAUGAUUGAGGCAGAACUGGGGAGGUGAUAAGGCAUGGUCUGAGUGCUGUUUUCUCCACAAAACUGAUCAGUGUCAUGAUUUGCUUCUGGCUCAGCAGUAACUGUGGAUUGUCUCACAUCCAUAUUCUGCUUUAUACAGCCAGAUGUUGAGCCAGACUUAUUUUUCAAGGUGACUGGAAAAAUAAGUGGUUUAUCUAACUUGACACCACAGGUCUGCCUGUGGACAGUAUCAAUAACUCAUCUCAAGCUGGGGAAAGCAAACCAUGUUCAUUUACAAGUGGGUAAAACUUGAAGGACGGAAUUGUGAUUUUUUUCACUCAUUUUCUAAAUCUCAAGUUACUCUUUUGCAUUCAGAACUCUUUGUGAAUACCUUCUGUUUGAACUUAUGCUGGUUGUUGCACAUGUUUAUGUACCUGAUUAGAGUGUGAUUUCCUUUGAAAUGGUUGGUUUUACUCAAUGAACAAGUACAUUUUUGCCUGAUCUCAGGAAGUUUCAUGCAGUUACUGUGACUACAGCCAUCACUAUCCUUCUGGGUAUGCAGGCUCUACCCAGGCAUUAAGUCUGUGUAAGCAAUAUGAAACCUAAAAUGCAAAUGUAAGAGAGGAAAAGGUUAAAGACACUGCACUGCACCUGUGCUUGGCUCUGUGUCACUAAAUACAGGCAUCAAAUCUUGGAGAAGUACCAUAUCUAGUUGAUGUUUCCAUCACAUCAUUCAGUUACUGUGUUUAUUAAGUAUGAGUGUUAUGGAAAACACAAGUAUCAGAGAGGUACUGGGGAAAUACAUUCAGUAAUGUAUCUAAGCUUUCUUUAACUAAGGAGGAAAAAAUCUGAAAUUGGGUACAAAAUCUGUAAAACUGAGGAAUUUAGGUAGAUCUGCAAAACCAACUGUGCACACUACACAUUCUCAGUGUCUGAAUACCAUUAAAAUGUCAGGUAAUGGAUUAACAAUUGGUUUGUAGAGAAACAAGCCCAUUUUUGAGCACGUUCUCAAAUUCCCUUACUUUAAUGAGUAUCAUGGAAUUCUGUGGUUGCCCUUAUUUUCCAGGCUGGUUGCAAUAUUUGGGAUGGUCCUCACCCUUUUGGGUGCAGAGCUGUCAGUGGGUCAGUAACUGGUGGAACUGCUGUUCUAACACUGAUUUAACACCCAUGUUGUGUGUGUCCUGUGCUGAUGGGCACAGCUCAUGUUCCCUGACAUCAGAGCCUUAUGCCAGCGUCAGAAUUCCAGCCUCAGAUUUAUAAAUCCUAUGGAUUAUUGUAAGUCUCUUUACUGCUGCUGAAAAUUCUUUGGUCUCUCCUUUCAUGUGAGAUGCUGAUCAUCCCCCUGACGAUUGCUGAGGGGUUGUUGUGGGGGUGUCCCUGGCUCAAAACUGCCCUGAUUUUGUGUUUUCUUGGACUUGUUUGUGCCAGGGGAGAAAGGAACAAACAGCUGUGUGAGGAUGGGCUCCUUUGUUCUAGAAGUUAUAGGGCUGAGGGAAGAAUGAUGACUUGUGUCUUCAGUUCUAGUUUAAACUAAAGAUCUGCUCAGUGGAAUGUGGAUGGGAGCUGCAGUCUGAGUGUUCCAGCUGCCUCGUUCCCUGGCCCAUCUCCCACUGAGCCCUGGAGUUUCUGUGGUUGAUAAAGUUUAGCAGCUGGAAAGAGCAGCUUUCCAGCCUUUCUGCAGGAAAAGUGUGCUCUGCCUGGAGCGUGAGUUGGGACUUACGACUUCCUUUUGAAGGGAACUUAAUGCAUCCCAAAAAUCUGUAAAAAGAACUGUAAAUUGUGUUUUUAGAAUGACCACUUUUGGCUGCCACCCUUCCCACGUUACAACUGCUUUCUUAAACACUUCCCAUUGAUUUUCAUGUUUGUAUUAAAACUGUUGUUUAUUACAGGAUGUCUGUUUUUACUCUGUUGUACAGGACCCUGAGCACUGCAUAAAUAAACUUCUUAUGAAAAGAGAAUUUUACAAA
Molecule: messenger RNA, 4541 nt
Organism: Pseudopipra pipra
Lineage: Eukaryota; Metazoa; Chordata; Aves; Passeriformes; Pipridae
Gene: RAB8A
Product: RAB8A, member RAS oncogene family
Exons: 8
Coding region: 34-657 (207 amino acids)
Biological process (GO): cilium assembly; endocytic recycling; protein localization to plasma membrane
Cellular component (GO): dendritic spine; endosome; synaptic vesicle
Molecular function (GO): GTPase activity; GTP binding
Source: RefSeq, a predicted model, not a curated record